AUGUUCUGUGCUAUUCUGGUUAACAUUUUUGCACUUGACGAAAAACUAGCGCGCAAACCGCGAGAAGAAGAUCGCGUAUCUACUGAAGGCACUGAAGUUGGUGGAAAACAAUCGCAGUUGUACCGUGAUCGAAGAACUGUGAAAAAUAACGCGACCUCCAACCUGUUGGACUUUGCAAACCGGCUGAAAGAUCUUGAAGAAAGGUAUGAUCUUAACUCGGCGAUUCGCUAUCUCAUUUUGAGUGCCACGUUUUCUAUCACCUGGGCAAUGUUCAAUGUCGGUUACGUGCCACUAUUGUAAACUCAAACUACUAAGAAAAUGGUGGAUUGACUGACAUAAUUUCCCUUUUUCUUACUAAGGCACAACAAGAGCGUACGUAUGAUGAUCAGACAAUUUCAAGAGUUGGAGAAAAGGUUUGAGAAAUCAAAAUUUAAUGCAUCAUUCCUAUUUGCUAUUUAUAAAAACUAACAAUUAACUACUUCUGAAUUUGUUACUACCUAUUAAGUGUUGCAUAGCAAACCCGUUUGACUUCUUGUCUGGCGAAGUAAUGUUACUUUGGUAUGGCAACAAGACAGAUCAACUAUUUCAAAAAAAAUAAGGGCGACUCUUGGGGUAGAGAACUCGGGGGAAGUGCCGAGAAAGUCCCUGUUAUCCAGGCCGGUCACGUAUUUUGGACGGCACUGGUUGAUGUGCAGUGGAAGACUUGUGUGGGAAAGUUUCAUCCAAAAUCCGCUUAACAUCGUUCAGUGUGGUGACCAGAGUAUGGUUGAUUAUCUUUUAUCUUUUAGAUCUAAACUGACUUGAUGACAGACUUAAUUCACAUCAUCGACGCAAUUAUUUCCUAGAGCAAAAUAAGCGUAAUAAACAGCUGUAAACAGCAAUGAAAGAAAACAUCACUUAACACAGGGGCGCCCCAACGGCUGUUUAAACUUUAAGAUAUCAGCUGUUCGAAGAAGCAAAUAUUGCCUCAAAUUUUCAAUUUGAUGAGGACGGCCUAAAAUUUCUAGAUAACCAUUCCACUAACGAACAAUUUUUGAAGUUUAUCUAAUAAAUUCCCUACGAUUUUCUAAAGUUUAACUUUUCACAUUUCACUCCUCAGGUUAGGCUAUUUUUCGUAAAAAGGAAACCUAAAAUUUUGGAUUCAAAAAUGUGAUGGAGAGCCUGAGAGGAAUCAGAAAAAUUCUCAGUUUCGUACUAAUACGUUUAAUUGCAUCUACCGAUUUUCAGGAAAAUAAUACUGAGGCUCUUGUAUUUUCGGAAACUCUUAAGUUGCCUAGGAUGACCGAACAGAUACAUAUUUUAUCGCCGCUUAAAACGCAUGUACUCAGGAUAGGCUAAAAAGUGUUUUCAAUGCAUUUAGGAGGAAGCCGUCGUUGGGUGCCCCUGUUUCAAAUGUGCCCCAAAUUUCUUAAAAAGUUAAAAUCAAUCCGAAUUUAUCCUGAAUUGGUAGCUGAACUUGGGCUUUAAGGCUAUUUUCGUACUAAAUACCGGGAAACUUGUCGUGUCGACACGAAAAGCUGUUUAGUUCACACGCAUCGAAUCGGUUGUACGAGGGGGUUUGGUGAACAAAAUCCCAGUUCCCUGUCUCAAUAGAUUCCAGUCCUCGCUCCUACUUUUUCACCUUCGCACAGAGUGUGGCACACGACCUUUUCGAUAUGCUAACAGAUCGGUACAGCGUAGCCUCGUUCCGUUGUAGAAACAGGCCCUUUGCAGCUAGCCAUUCACGUGGUACAAAACCGCCAUGCUGGAGAGCAAAAGUCGCACUGAGACAAGACAAAUAAACUGGGGCAUACAUAAUUUUGGUAAAUGGUAAUUUCCUUUGUUUGUCUUGUUCCAGUUCUCCAGCAUGGCGGUUUUGUACCACGUGAAUGGCUAGCUGCAAAGGGCCUAUUGCGCCGAAAGCACUGUUCUUAUAUGUGAACAGAAGCCCUAUCCAGUAUGGCUUUCGUGCCGGCACAAGAUCGGUAUCCGGUAGAGUGUGAACAUGGCUUAAGUCAGGGCGAAAGUCCUUGUUUAAAACACUGUCUCUGAGAUUUUUUUAUGGUUGAUCUUUUUUUCAGACUUGAUGGCUUACUGCGAUUAUCGCCUCGACCAGCAGGGGAAUCCUACGUGUCACUUUUGAGCUACCUUCUUGGUAAAAUAUGAUUUUCAAUCCAAUCCAAAAUUUCGUGAAGGCAACUAGCGGAUUUUAUCUGCAUAGGCAAAAUGAUAUCAGGUUGUUAGUCCGAAAACAUCAGUCUUAGAUAUUAAGAGAUUUUUGAGCAUUAAAUUUGAUUGUUAUAGAAUAUGUAAUCUAAUAUGUGGCUAAAAAUCGGUAUUUAGGUUAAUCCAUUUGGCUGGUAAGUAUGCUGUGAUUUAUGGGUGAUAUCACCGGUUUGUAUCUAUUUCAGGUCAGCAUAUGCAAAACCCUGGAAAGGGACGAGUUGGACCACCCGGCCCUCCAGGGAAACAAGGGCCAGCUGGACCAAAAGGAUCAAAAGGUAUACUCGGAAGUAGUCUCCUUCGCAGCCGUUAUUAGGGUCGUCACUCGUCACGCAACGCUCCUCCCCACUGGAGCGUUGCGUGACGAGUGACGACCCUAAUAACGGCUGCGAAGGAGACUAACUCGGAAGGGAAAACAACAAAGACCGAUAUGAAGGGAAAAACGAAAAUUGUAAAACGCCAACUGUGAACGCAGGGAGGGAGAGGGAGAAAAUGAAGCUCGUUUUGUAAUUUCAGUUUGUAUGUUCCAGUAAUGUGGACUGUAAGAGCCCCAGAGGAAAAAAACACUUAAAUAAGUGAAAAUGUUGGGAUCGAGCGCUUAGAGCCAUUUUAUACUUUGCAGGGGAACAAGGAAAACCAGGAACCAACAAGCCAUCCCCAGGCCCUCCUGGUCCUAAAGGAGACCAGGGAGCAGUUGGGAAGACUGGAGCCCAGGGACUACAAGGUGAAAAAAGAGAAAAGGGACAGGAUGGAGUUGGGACAUCAGGAGUGAAGUACGUUCGCUGGGGAAGGACCACAUGUCCUAGUGGUGCGCAGAUAGUUUAUAAAGGUAAGCGAAGGUAUCUUACAUAAUAGUUACUAUUGCUGCCAUGAUUCUAAAGACAAAAAGAGUGAUAAACUGAAGAUUUUUAUGCCAAGUGUUAAUCAUUAUUUUAAAGUGACAACUAUGAAACUUCUCGAAGCUUGUUACAUUUACAGGUCAAUAACGCGGGAUCUCUUUUUUUGAUAAGUUAUCUUUUUGUUCUAUCUUUCCAGCAUAUUAUAUGACUUUUGAAAUUGUAGGCGCUUGUUAGUUAGUAUUUUAAUAGCUUAGUCUCCACCAUUGUAAUUUUUGAUAUGUUUUUAAUUUUAUCAAAUGAAUAAAUACAUUAUUAUUAUUAUUAUUAUUAUUAUUACCAUAUUAUUAUUAUUAUCAUUAUUGUUAUUAUUAUUAUUAUAAUAUGGGAUGUACAUAGAAAUUUUCCUUUUUUAGUUUAUAGACAGUUGUUUACAUUUGCUCUGUUGAAAACCACCGGACCACCAAGAAGUCUUUUUUAACUAUAGUUAUACUAAAUUUGUAUUUAAUUUUCAAUUUGAGAAGAGUUUAAUAAAGUAUGUUAUUAUUAUUAUUAUUAUUAUUAUUAUUAUUAUUAUUAUUAUUAUUAUUAUUAACAAUUCAGUGACUGACUCGUGCGUAAGACAGACGAAAUCUGGUUAUGAGAUAAUGCCCCUUGUUUUACCCAAAAUUGCAGGCUGUCAUUGGUUACGUCGAGGUCACAUGAAACUGUAACCAGCAGAAAGUUAAUUUUGGGGCAGGCAAUAUUGCAAAAUUCUGUCAUCGAUCAGACCCUGAACAGCGGAAUUGUCACCCACGAAUCAUAAAUAAUUACCUCUUGCUGAGAUUUAGUUCCAUAAAUUUAGUCCUUUCUAUGUUUGAGUGAUCAAUAGAAAUACAUGAAAACGGCAAAAAAGAAAGAAUAUUAUAAUUCUAGAGUACUGUAUUACAGCCCUUUGUGGUCCUUUGUAGUCUUGGCCUUUUAAACAAUCUGAUUAGUUCUGAUUAGUUCGCUAUCUCAGACUAUCUAGCAAUAUUCACCUCUAGGCUAUAGCGAUAUUGCGUGAGCUAUGUGUUUCGCCACUUUAUAGAGUAAGAACUUGUCAACAAAAUCCUAGGAUUGAUGUUUUUGAAGGUAAGAAAAGAUGGCGAUAUCAAACUUUUUUAACAGCUUUUUCAGAUUUCAAACUAAGCAGAAUUGUUCUCCUUUGCAAAAACAGUUUACUCGAGUAGAAGAGGCCACUUUGUGACCUCAGCAUUUCCUAAUAAGAGGAAGUUUGCCUAAACAUUAAAGUUUAUUUAUGACAAAAGAGAAUGAAAGCAAAGGUUCGCGAAAAUUCCUCAUUCCAGGAAUACUACAGAGAAAAGACGGCCCACCUCCCUCAACCGAGCCGCCAUUUCAUACACUUGCGAAGAACAAAACAAGAAACCUUUUCAUUAACUUGGCGAAUUGACUGACAGAAGGAAUCAAAACACUCACAAGUCGAUUUCAAAAAUAAUUGUUGAUAAUUUUUUUUCCUUCUAUCAGGUAUAAUGGGUGGAGAAUACUACAAUCACCCUGGUGGUGGAGGGAACUACCUUUGCCUUCCACACAAUCCAAAGUAUGACCAGUACGAAGAUGGCCAUCAAAACGCCGGAUACAUGUACGGCACUGAAUAUCAAGUAAGUGAUCGCAACGGAAACCCUUUUAAGAAAAAUCUCCAUGAUCAUGAAGCACCAUGCGUUGUCUGCUUCGUCAAGUCACGUGGCUCGAUGCUGAUGAUGCCUGGCAGAAAUGACUGUCCAUCUGGAUGGACCGAAGAGUAUCAUGGGUACCUGAUGACAGAACAUUAUAACCAUAAGCAUUCACGUGACUUCAUCUGUGUUGACGAGGAUCCAGAGUAUGUUUCUGGAAGCCAUGCAAACCAGAAUGGUGCUUUGCUGUACCCUGUGGAAGGUGUUUGCGGCUCACUUCCGUGUCUUCCUUAUGUCAAUGGGCGAGAGUUGACAUGCGCUGUGUGCACCAAGUGACGGGACGAUACCUUCCACUGCGGGCAUGGCUACCAUGUCGAUGACCUAUGAAAACCAAAAAAUAAUAGUUAAAUCAGUAUAUACUUUUAACCAGUCUUAAACACACUGCGUUACAUAUAUUAUCUGGUCUACUAGCACUAAAGCGCCAGAAAGGUUCGCGAUAAAUUAAUACGCGGAUGUAAGCAAUAACAAUUAAAAUAAGGUGAAAACAUUGACAGAAAAAUAUGUUUCUUUACUUCGUUUUUCAACCUAUUCCAAGCCGAAAUCAGUAAAAAUUCCUUGUCAGCCAGCAAGUAGCAAAGCCAAUCUUUGAUGGCCCGUGUAAACUUUAAAUAAGCUCGCCUAACAGGCAUUAUGUGGCGUUGACGAGAUAAAGGCGCGCAGCUCGUGGCAAGGGGACACCAAUUCUCAGGGAAUCUGUCCGUCUGAUCUGUCUUCUGAUCUGCUUAUAAGGCGUCUGGGCGCUGCCUGUGAACUGUGAUCCCAGGUUUGUCGAGUACACUUCACACUGCGCUCGCAAUUUACGCGCAUGAUCAAUAUAUUUGAUUGCACCUGGUAGGUUGACCGCGAGCGGGCCACGCGCAACGAGUGAAAAAGUAAAAUUACUGUGAUUCAAAAGAAAAAAAAGAGACUGCUCGCAGUCUACCUGGUAGGGGACGGGACGGCGAAUUUUGUAAAAACAGAUUAUCAAAUUGUUUUCAGGCGAGCGCUUGCAAUGGCUACUGAAUGGAAGAACAGCUAACAAAUGCGAGAUUAUAUCACUAUAUUUUUAGCACAUUAAGCCCUGACAGUGAUGAACAACAAAUUAAAGUUCUCCUUGGAAUACCAAUUUUUUAACACAUUGGUGACGAGAAUAAAGGACAUGAUCAAAAACAAUAAAUCUAAUUAAAACUUCAACAAAUCCUCCCACUCAUAACAACAACUUUUAUUUAAACACAUGCAGUUAAAAUUGAAGCUAAUACAGUUUAUGGGGCCUUGUACAUAUUAAUUAAAAACUUGCUAAUGAAAAUAAAUAAUUGUAAUUAAAAAAACUAUACCUAAAAAGUAAAAAAGUACUCAAUUCUUGUGUUAUCAAAAAAAUAUAAAUGUAUCAAUAUUAUUAUAUUGAUUAUUAGUCAAUGAAAGACGAAAUUACUGUCAUUGAACAUAUUCAUUGCAAGGGGUAAUUCAGCUGAGAAAUUGAGAUUUUUGAGGGCUUGAGAGUUUAUGACCAUUUUAGCGUAGGCUCUUGUGUCAGCCACGGAGGGAUCUAACAAGUUCCAAGCAUGGGAUCCUCUGUACGAGAUGGAGUUCUUCAUGCUGUACGUUUUGAAACACGAAACACUUACGCGAUGGUGAUGACACAAGUCGUACUUGUUCUUUCGCCUCUGGAUUAGAUGUUCUACGCAUGACGGAGUUAUGCGAUUAAAUAUUUUAUAAAGUAAAGUGGCUAUCUUGGCCUUUGUUCAUGUCAAAUAACGAGUCCCACUUGACUGAUUUUCGAACGUCUACAGAGGGUAGGUCUUGGGACAGGUUAUAUAUGACUCAAGCAACUCUGCUAUGUAUAGAUUCCAAAGCAUUGAAUUCAUUCUUAUUGGUGGCACACCCCCAAUUGAUAGCGCAAUACCGCUUAUUAGUAGCGUACGACCACUUAUUCUAUAGAAAACGUGUAGGGACAACAAAUGGAUAAAGUAUGGAAUAUUUUUUGAAGGAUAGCUACCAUACUUUACUUUGGAGAUUGGAAUCGGCGUUUUCUCCAGUCAUCGCAUUGAAAUUAAAAAAAAACGCAAACUUGUGCCCAGUUUAUUACUCGCCCCGCGCCAGUCCCUUCUCGUUUUCCGAAGCCAUGGGGUUCCAUCGAGCAUCAAAUUCUUCAGUUUUGCACUGUUUAAGUUAUCUCGUUUUAGAAGUAACCCUUUGGUCGAUGGAAAUUGCCCCAAGGUCAGUGAAAUGAAAGGAAUUUUACAUGAAACAUGAAUUCAGUUUACAUUCAAGUUAUAAUUAAAUUGCUCUCUGAAAUUUCUAAGCCAAAGCAGGGCUGCAAGCUUUGUGAGGUGAAUGUUAUCGGUAAAAAUGUCUGGUUUAUUCAGAUUUCUUCUCUUUUACUAUUUUCACUCAACUUGAGGCACUACUCGAUAACUUCAAGUCUAAUUAUUUUUUAGACAAAGGGGAAACAAUCGAGGUAAGAUUUUACAAACAAAUUGACAGUUCUUAGUAUAAAGUGUUUGGGGCCUAGUUCAUCAACUAGUCGUUAAAGUUUCUAUAAACUCAAGAUUAAAUGAUAUCUUUUCGUUUUUUUCGUGGGCAUUCAGGUUUGGGUUCAACUUAUUCCUGAACCAUGGGAGGAUAACCGUGUAACCGUGAGUAUAAAACUUUCAGAUACAAUAGAAAGGGACUUUUAUAGUUAGUGGAAAACAACAUAAACUUUUCAGCUUGAGCGAGCCAAAGCGAAAACAGUCUGAAUCAGAACUGUGUCGAUGUUGUGGUUCAAAGUUUUCUGUGCUUUGAUAAUUUUCAAAACAGCUUAAAGUUUGUCAUAAUAUGAAUCAGCUAACUUCAUACUUAGGAAGGGCAGGUGGGCAGAUGUUUACCAGAACUUUUUAGUACUGAUACACUUUUACUUAGAUCGAUUGUGGUCAUCAAUUUAAAGGAAAGGAAGGAAAAAUAACAGCUGAUUGAAAAAUGUUACAUGCCAAGGUAAAAUUGAGCUCAGGCAGAAAAUUAUUUUUCAAGUGGAGAAAUAUACUGUGGUCGGGGGUUGAGUAUGAAAAUAAUGUGAAGCAUUGUCAGUCCCAAGCACUGAUGUUGUUUAUUAAUUAUUUCAACGGCAAAGAUGUUUUUGCAUGUACCAAUUAACUAUUCGGGUUGUGAAUUCUAAAUCAUUCUUAAUAAUAUAGAACACCCUUAAGUUCUAAACAUUGCAUUCUUGACUUUCAAGACAUGAAUUUAGAUGUUAGAGCUGCAGAUUCCAACUUGAAUCAGGCAGAAGUUUGAGAUAAUAAUUCUGGCAGGCAUUAAAGUAAGCAAGGUUUUAUUCCUCUAGAUCAAAAACUUGACAGUCCCUCAAAGACUUUUGUCAUCUGUUAUGAAACCAAUUGUCUUUCUCUAUAUCCUCUACCAGUAAAGAAGAUAAAUUUGUCUGUCAUUAGCAUAUACAUACUUUGUUAAUUAAUUUCAGGGCAGCCUUUCAAAUUCUAAUCUGCUACACAGCCGUUUUUAGUUUUUUUUUAGUGUUUUUAGUGGGGAGAAGCGUUGCGUGACGACUCUAAAAACGGCUGUGUAGCAGACUACUGAAAUACUGAGUAUCUAACAUUCAACUUGAGGAGCUGGGAAACAUCUUUAAAAAAAAAACAAGGAACAGGAGUUAUCUCUAGAAAUGUUGUAAGUUAAAGUAAAAAAUAUUUAUAUGGCAAUUCAUAAUAAUAUUGUUAUUGUUGUUGGAUUACAUAACUCGCCGUCCCAACUAGGCUAGCCUGCGUCGUAGGACACUCUAAACCGCCUGGAUAACUAACAGUUUGUAUAUAGGGUGUAGUUGCCGAGUUGUACUCAAUUGAUUAUAGUAACAGAGGAAGAACAUUUCCAGGAUUUUAAUCCCCAGUCCCCCGAACAGACAGAGAACGAAAAAUCAAAAAUAUACUUGAGAGGAAUAUGAUUUAUACGAAAGAACAGAGCCGAUCUUGAUCAAUUCCCUCCUGCCUUUGGGCAUGACACGUGGCCAUGUCCUUCAAAGGUAAAUUCUGCUGUUAGUAAUCAACCUAGUUUCUGUAGUUUGAUUCAGGUUCCUUUAAUUCAGCAAAUACAGGGAAUCCUGCUUCAACCCAAGGAAGUAUUUUACCUACGACAGCCGCACCAAAGUUGUGUCAUCUCAGAGUCAGAUCAGAGUAAAUUUUAGAUCCGUUUACAAACAAAAGAACUCGGACUCAUUAAUACUCGUUCAAAGCUGUGUUAAUUGAAUGAUUUUCUUUGUAAGCGAGAUGAAUCAUGUCAAUGACUGUGUUUAAGCAAUAAGCUCUCUCUCUCUGGGGUAAAUCAUGAAAGAGCCCUUCAAAGGGGGGAAUUCUCUGGCUUUGUUUGUUUACUGAGGCUGCCUGCUGUCGCCUUGUAGGUUAGGAAAAAAUAUCGCUGUCGCGGAAAGUCGCUGUCGAUUGGCAUAAAUUUCUGUGAUACUCAAUUUCAGAUUUACGGCAGAUAUGCAAAAGUCAGGAUAAAGUUAUAAACUUUCUCCCGCGGUGAAUGUAAGUUACGGACAUAUAUUCUCGCGCGGGCCCGAAUGGAGAGCUUGAAACCUCACUAUCAAAAAAAUUUCCGGAGGCUCAAAUAAAUAAGCUUAACAUGCAAAUUUAGUAACAGAUUUUACAUUAUAUAGUGGCCGGCAGAAGUAAAGAUAUACUCGGUACGGAUUCCAAUACUUAACUUAACCUCCACUUUUAACGCUACCGACCGGAUUCAGAUUGCGUCAAGCUUCUUGUGUAACAAAAAUGCUUAAUCUUGUUAUGAAACACUGAGUUUGUCCGUAAGUGCCGUCUACAAACUUAAUAUGACUAUACCGAUACUAUAGUAGACUUUUUACUUAUUGUCCUUGCAUAUUUAAGACUGUUGCAAGAUCACAUCCGCCUUCCGAUGGCCUUAGAUGUUACGUCACAAGCGCGAAAAAUUUCUCGUUCGAAUUUUUGUACCUUCCGAGCUUCGAUAUUGACUUCACGUAACACCUUUUUGUGGAGGAUAGACAAAAGGUUGUUUUCUGUUUCAAAAGAUCUUUACUUUAAAAUGAAAUUGUCUUCAGCGGUUACACCUCGCUCGACCGUACGUUUCUUGGCUGUGACAGUGAUGUUCUUUGCUGGUCUGGUUCAUAUCCUCGCUCUUGAUGAUCAACUGGCGCGCAAACCGCGAGGAGAAGAUCGCGUAUCUACUGAAGGCACUGAAGUUGGUGGACAACAAUCGCUGCUGUACCGUGAUCGAAGAACGGUGAAAAAUAACCGAACUCCCAAUCUGGCGGACUUUGCAAACCGGCUGAAAGAUCUCGAAGAAAGGUAGCAAAAGGUAUUAUGUUAGCUCGGCGAUUUGCUAUCUCAUUUUGAGAACUCAGUUAAUUCGAGGCCAGGGGAACAUUCUAUUAGACACUGUUCAUCGGUGACGAUGCUCGAUCACACUGUUUGUAAAAUGAUGGAUUUACUAACCUCAUUUACUCUUCUUUGCCAAGCCACAACAAGAGCAUACGUUUGUCUCGAAUGAUGAUUAGACGAUUUCAUGAACUGGAGAGAAGGUUUGAGAAAUGAAAUUAAAGAUUCACCUUUGUUAACAUAAUUGCUUUUUUAAACUAAGUAUACUUCGAUUCUGAAAUUGUCAUUGCAUACUGGGGGAAAUCUGUUCAAUCUCUUGUUUAACGAAGCAUGUGCUUUUGGCAACAUGGCAAAUCCCCUCUUUCCUAAAAUGUGUAACGGCGACUCCUGAGAUCAGGAAGGGGGAUAUUAUAAGCCUUUAAAACAGUUUCAAAACUGUGCAUAGGCUUGGGUCUCCUAUUAUAAAAGUACCUGGAUACCCCCUCUAAACAGGAAAACGCUUUUUGUUGGCCGGCGCUGAUGAAUGUUGAAGACUUGCAGCCCGCUUGUGUGAGAAGAUCAGUUUUCAGAUCCAGAAUAGAAUAUCCUUCAGUGUAAAGACCAGAGUAAUUGUUGAUUAUCUAUAAACUGACUUGAUGACAGUUUUUUUAGUUUUUUCCUUUCAUCCACGCACUAAUUUCCUAGAGCAGAAGAAGCGUAGCAAACACCACGAAAAUAUAACAACGCUUGACUCUUGUAAAGUUAAAUUCAAGCUGCAUUAAGGCCCAACUGGUAGUUGAACUAGGGCUAAAGACACGAAGGUCCCCGUUAAACUAUCCCUGACAAUUUCUAUCUUUGACUCUUUUUUGCAGAUUUGAUGGCUUACUGCGAUUAUCUCCCCGACCAGCGGGGGAAUCUUACGGGUCACUUUUGACCUACAUUCUUGGUAAAAUAUGUUGUUCAAUCCUAUUGCAAACUAGUACGAAACUACCUAUCGGGAACUAGCGAGUUUCAUUAAUAUCAGUAGUUAACAUGAACAGCCGGAAAUAUUCAAUUCAGGUGUUUUGCCCUAAAGUUCUUUUAAAAACUUAAAAUAAGCGAUUUUAUGUUGUCGGUGAUUUAGUGUUUUAGAAUUCGUAAGCAACAAUGUGACCCAAGAACCGGUAUGUAAUUCAUUUGGCUGGUGAAUUUGCUUUAUUUGUGAGUGGCAACACCCAACCUCUUUCCCAGGGCUUUUUCCUUAAAAAAAAAAAAGAGAAAAAAAAAUUGGUGGAGUUGGGGAGGGGGGCACUUUCUAAGCGAAAAAGCAUCGGCAAUGGGGUUUUGACAUCAGCGUGUUUCUUUUUCAGGGCAACAUAUGCAGAACUCCGGAAAGGGACGAGUUGGACCACCUGGCCCUCCUGGAAAACAGGGACCGGCUGGUGCUCCUGGGAAACAGGGACCGACUGGUGCUCCUGGGAAACGGGGACCGGUUGGUAUUCCUGGGAAACAGGGACCUGCUGGUACUCCUGGGAAACCAGGACCAAUUGGACCAAAAGGAUCAAAAGGUAUCAAGGAAAAACGACAUAGAGAUCAAGGGAAAAACUAAAGCUUUUAUAACACCAACUGUGAAUGUAGGAAAAAGAGCAAAAGAAACUCCUCUUUUAACAUACCAAUAUUUACAUGUUAGCCACCUGGUUAGCUGUAAACAAUAAGUUCCAUUAAUCGAAUUUCAGCUAACAUCUUGUUUCUUUUUUAUGGUGUUUUUGGGUCUUUUGCAAGCCGGCCAUUUUUCAACCGUUAUAUGCGUGAUUUAUGAUCGUCGGAAUCCCGUAGGAAAAAAUAGUCUCAUGACAGCUCCAAUUUUGAGCCAAAUGACAUAAUAAGUCGAGAUUGAGUGCUACGGGUCUUUUUAUACUUUGUAGGAGAACAGGGAAAACAAGGAACCAACAAGUCAUUCCCAGGCCCUCCUGGACCUAAAGGAGACCAGGGAGCAGUUGGAAGGACUGGAGCCCAGGGACCACAGGGUGCAAAAGGAGAAAAGGGACAGGAUGGAGCUGGAAAUUCAGGGGUGAAGUACGUUCGCUGGGGAAGAACCACAUGUCCUAGUGGUGCGCAGAUAGUUUAUAAAGGUAUGCGAAAAGAAGCUUACAUGAUAGUUACUAUUAUGCCAUGAUUCUAAAUACAGAAAUUGUGAUAGGCUGAGGAUUUUUAUGCCACUAAUUAAUCAUAUUUAAAAGUGGCAACUAAGAAAUUUCUCUAAGCUUGUUACUUUUCCUGGUCAAUGACCCGGGCAUCUCUUUUUAUCUUUUUGUUGCAUAUCUUUCCAGCAGUGUAACUGGUUCGUGCAUAAGACAGAGUGAAAUCUGGGUAUGAGAGAGAAAGAGAGAGAGAAAACGCCUCUUGUUUUUUCCAACAAUGCGCGCGCUCUCACGGCAUUGUUUACGUCGAGGUCACAUGAAACUAUAUCCCGCAUAAAGUAUUUUUUACAGUCUAUGUCGAUCGGAUCCAUGAACAUUGAAUAAUCUCCCAUGAAGCAUAAAUGAUUACCGCUUGCUGAAACGUAUUUUCAUAAAUUUGUAGUCAAGUACGCUUUUCUUUUUAGUGAUCAAUAGAAAUAGGCAGACAAUGUGUAGAGUAUUGUAUUAAAUUUUUGCCUAAAAAUGUUACAACCAUUUGUGGUUUGUGGUCUUAGUGUUUAAGCGAUCUGAUUAGUUUUUUUUCUUUGACAAUCCAGCAAUUUUCACCUCCUAGCGAUAUUGCGUGAACUAGGUGUUUUGCCAAUUUUCUGAAUAAGAACUAAUCAACAGAAUCCUAGGGUUAAUGUUUUUGAAGGUAAGAAAGAAUUUCAAAUUGUUUUAACUGCGUUUUCCGAUUUACUUUGGCAGAAUGUUUUUCGCUUGCAAUAUCAGCUCACCCUCGAGUAAAUGAGGCCAUUUUGUUAACUCAGCAUUUCCUAACAAGAGGAAUUCAGUUGCCUAGAAAUCAACGUUAAUUUUUGACCAAAGAAAAUGAAAGCAAGUCUUUGCGAAAAUUCUUCAUUUCAAAUAACUAGGACAGAGAAAAGACGCCUUGCCUAGGCCUCCCUCAACCGCUAGCGGCCAUUUCAUUCACUUGCGAAGAGCGGAAAAGGAAGGCUUUUAAUUAACUUGGCGAGUUGACAGAAUUUCCAAGAAUAAUUGUUGAUAAAUUUUUUUCCUUGUAUCAGGUAUAAUUGGUGGAGAAUACUACAAUCAGCCAGGUGGUGGAGCGAACUACCUUUGCCUUCCACACAAUCCAAAGUAUGACAAGUACAAAAAUGGCCAUCAGAACUCCGGAUACGUGUACGGUACUGAAUAUGAUUUGAGUCGGUACAAGUACAGCGGUAACCCUUUUAAGAGAAAUCUCCACGAUCAUGAAGCACCAUGUGUUGUCUGCUUCGUCAAGUCACGUGGCUCGAUGCUGAUGAUGCCUGCCAGGAAUGAUUGUCCAUCUGGAUGGACCGAGGAGUAUCAUGGGUACCUAAUGACAGAAUUUCAUGGCCACAAGCAUUCAAGUGAUUUCAUCUGUGUUGACGAGGAUCCGGAAUAUGUUCCUGGUAGCAAUGCAAACAAGAAUGGUGCAUUGCUGCAACUUGUGGAAGGUGUUUGUGGCUCACUCCCAUGUCUUCCUUAUGUCAGCGGUCGAGAGUUGACAUGCGCUGUGUGCACCAAAUGACGGGAAGAUACCUUUCACAGUGGCAUGGGUACCAUGCCAAUGAGCUACGAAAACCAAAUAAUAAUGGUUAAAUCAGUAUAUACUUUAAACUAGACUUAAGCCACACUACGUUAUCUGGUCUGCUAGCACUAAUAUAAGGCGCCAGAAAAGUUCGCUGUAGAUUAAUACGGGAUGUAAUUAAUAACAAUUAAAAUAAGGUGAAAACAUUGAUAUAAAAUUGUGUUUCUUUACUUCGUUUUUCAACCGAUUCCAAGAAAUCGGUACAAAGGCCCUGGCUGCCAGCAAGUAGCAAAGCUAAUCUUCGACGGCCCACGUAAAAUGUUAAACAAGUUCCUGUUUUCUGAGUCCAUGAAAGUCAUGAAAGGAACAGAUUGCAGCUCGUCUGACAAGCGUUAUUUGGCGUUGACGAGAUAAAAGCGCAAAGAGCGAGGUAAGGGGACACGAAUUCUCGGGCAAUUUGUCAGUUUGAUUUGUCUUCAUAAAGCCUUUAAGGCGUCUGCGCGCUGCCUGUGAACUGUGAUCCCUGGUUUGUCGAUUACACACUGCGCUCGCAAUUUACGCGCAUGAUCAAUAUAUUUGAUUGCACCUGGUAGGUAGAGCGCGAGCGGUGGACCUUCUUUCCUCAGGUCCAUGCGUGGCGAGUGAAAAAGUAACAUUACUGUGAUUUAAAAGAAAAAUAAGAGACUGUUCGCAGUAUAUCUGGUAAGGGACGGGACGGCGAAUUUUGUAUAAAGAGAUUAUCAAGUUGUUGUCCGGCGAGCUCUUGCGAUGGCUACUCAAUGGAAGAACAGCUAACAAAUGCCAGAUUAUAUCACUGUACUUUUAACCCAUUAAUCCCUGAGGGUGAUAAGCAACAAAUUUCUCCUUGGAAUCAGGAGCGGACGGAGGAUUUUGUGAUAGAUGGGGCCUAGAGAUAUAGUAUACAGUGGCAAAGUGGGCGCGAAAUAGCGCCCAUCAGAACUGUGAACCGCGCACUUUUCUACGGAGUUUCGGGCGCACGCUCUUCCGGGAAUAUUUUUGAGAUUGAUCAAGUUCUCUGAGAUGCAAUCUAGUGCAUUCUGGACGCUUGAAUUUAGCAAAUGCCUGGAUUCCAUAUUGAACAUGUAAUGCUGAAAUAUUCAAUAAACCACAGGUGUGGUUGUGGUCAAAGAAGUAAUAAACACUUUUUAUGAUGCUAGCAGGGCCCGAAGCGAUUGCGGCGAGAGCACAACCUCCCGGAAAAGGCGGCAACAUCGUCUCCCUGAAAAAACUGUCAGAUCCAGUUUGUUUGAGGUAGUCAUUGGUCAUUUGCGACUAAAAUUGUAGGCUUCGAACACAGAUUCUUUUCUUAUUUACAAUGUUUAUUAAAGAAAAUAUAUUUUAAGUAACAAAGCUCAAAGUACCAUCCGACACACGUUUAUUAAAGAAAAAAAUUACCGGACACAAAGGAGGGGGGGAGGGGUCGACCCCCUGGGCCCACCCCUUAAUCCGCCCGUGGUGAUAACAAUGUUUUACACAUUGGUGACAAGAAUUAAGGACAUGGUUAAACACAAUAAAACUAAUCAAAACUUCAACAACAACUCUUACUUAAACAGAGUUAAAAUUAAAGCUAAUACAACCGAUGGGGCCGUGUACAUUUUAAUUAAAAGAUGCUAACGAAAAUACAUAAACCUAAGAAGUAAACAUAUACCUAAAAAGUAAAAAAUACUAAAAUACUUUUGCUAUUCAAACAAUAUAAAUACAUCAGUAGUAUUAAAUUGAUUCCUAGUCAAUAAAAGACGAAAUCACUGUCAUUUGACAUACUUAUUUGGAGUGAUUCAGCUGAGAAAUUGAGAUUUUUGAGGGCUUGAGAGUUUAUGGCAAUUUUAGCGUAGGCUCUUGUGUCAGCCACAGAGGGAUCUAACAAGUUCCAAGUAAUGGAUCCUCUGCACGAGAAGGAGUUCUUCAUGUGGAACGGUUCGAAACACGGAACACUCACGCGAAAAAGAUGACACAAGUCGUACUUGUUCUGUCGCUUCUGGAUUAGACGUUCUGAAGCAGGAUGGAGUUAUGCGAUUAAAUAUUUUAUAAAUUAAAGUGGCUAUCUUGGCCUUGUACAUAUCAAAUAACGAGUCCCACUUGACUGAUUUUCGAACGUCUUCAGAGGGUAAGUAACGGAGCAGUUUAUAUUUAUGACUCUAGCAGCUCUGCAGUAAUGUUAUAGAUUCCAAAACAUUUUUUAAAACAUUCUUUUUAUUGGUGACACUCCCCAAAAUUGGUAGCGCAAGACCGCUUAUUUGUAGCGUAAGACCACUUAUGCUAUAGAAAACUUGUAGGGACAACAAAAUGGAUAAAUUGUGGAAUAUUUUUUGAAGGAUAGCUACCAUACUUUACUUUGCAGUUUGGGAUUUGUUGGGAUCUGCGUUUUCUCCAUGAAAGAUUUACACAAACUUGUCCCCAGUUUACUACUCGCCCAGUGCGAAUCCCUUCUCGUUUUGGGAAGCCAUGAUGUUCCAUCGAGCAAUCAUGUCCUUCAGUUUUGCACUGUUAAACUUAUCUCCUUUUAGCAGUAGCCCUUUGGUCGGUGGAAAUUGUCCCAAGGUUAGUGAAAUGAAAGGAAAUUUUACAUGAAACAUGAAUUUUACAUUCAAGUUAUACAUUACUCUCUGAACUUAUAUUUCUAAGUUAAAUUAUCAAGCUUUGUGAGGUUACUGUGCUUUUCACAAACAUGCGAACUCUAAAGUUCAAAAGUUUUGUAAAAAGUAAAAAGUAAAGUUUUGUUUCCGAAGAGGUCCGUUAAGAUGAUUGACGGCAGCAAAAACCGCGAUCGUCAGUUGGCUUUUGAUUCAGAAUUCGCAUGUUUGUGAAAAGUGCAGUAAUGUUAUCGGUAAAAAUGUCUGGUUUAUUCAGAUUUCUUCUCUUUUACUAUUUUCACUCAACUCGAGGCACUACUCGAUAACUUCAAGUCUAAUUACUUUUUAGACAUAGGGGAAACAAUUGAGGUAAGAUUUUACAAACAAAUUGACGGUUCUCAGUAUAUAGUGCUUGGAGCCUGGUUUAUAACAGUCGUUAAAGUUUUUAUAAACUCAAGAUUAAAUUAUAUCUUUUCGUUUUUUUUCGGGGGGGGGGGGGGGGCUUUAUUUUUAUUUUUUCCCCUAUCCCGGAGCCUAUAUAAAAAAUUUCAAAUUUAAUUUUUUUUUAAGAAUAGGGAAACAAUGGUAGGUAAUAUUUUAAAAAAAAAUUUGGUGUUUUUGUUAUUUUGUGUUUGGGGUUUUUUUUUAAAAGUGUUUUAAUUUUUUUUAAAAUUCAAAAUUAAAUUUUUUUUUUUUUUUUUUUUUGGGGGGGGGGGGGGGCGCAUUCAGGUUUGGGCUCAACUUAUUCCUGAACCAUGAGAGGAUAACCGUGUAAUUGUGAGUAUAAAACUUUCAGAUACAAUAGAAAGGGACUUUUAUAGCUAGUGGAAAACAACAUAAACUUUUCAGCUUGAGGGAGUCAAAGUGAAUACACAGGGCUUCUGAUAUUUCGCUCGGUCGCGGAGCCGGGAAAUCCCGCGAAAUUCGGUAGAAAUCUUAUCAAAUACAUGUCUGUACAACAUAUUUGAAACUUAUUUCAGCUAUUGGGGCUAUUUACUUGCCGUAAACUUGCAAAUUUAUCUUGGACCUUCGUCACUGAAUCGUGCAAACAACGUCCCGAAACUACCAGGCCUAGAUUAUGUUGCGAAAAACUGGGCACUAGCUAUGAUGUUGAAGGCUUUGCCUAUUGGUUCAUUUCUUUGAAGCGCAUUGUUGUUAAACGUUAAAAACGCUGGUCUGAUCAGCGCAAAACCGAUUGAUUUCUAGCGAAAUUUGCCUUGAAAGUAACCACAAAAUCGGCCGUUUUUUACCGAUUGCUUUUUGGGGAAAUUUUUUUCGAAAUUACCGCGAGAUCGGCCGACUUUUCCGCAAAUUUGUCCCCAAAAAUCCCUCUAAAUUUGACUUUUUCUUCCGCGACCUGUCAGAAGCCCUGGAAUACAGACUGAAUCAGAACUCUGUCGAUGUUGUGGUUCAAAGAUUUCUUUGCUUUGAUAAUUUUCAAAACAGCUUAAAGUUUGUCACAAUAUGAAUCAGCUAGUAACUUCAUACUUAGGAAGGGUGGGUGGGUAGAUGUUUACCAGACCCUUAUACUGAUACACUUUUACUUAGAUCGAUUGUGGUCAUCAAUUUAAGGGAAAGGAAGGAAAAAUAACAGCUGAUUGUAAAAUGUGCCAAGGAAAAAACAUGCCAAGGAAAAAUUGAGCUUAGGCAGAAAAUUAUUUUUCAAGUGGAGAAAUAAAAUGUGGUCGGGGGUUGAGUAUGAAAAUAAUGUGAAGCAUUGUCAGUCCCAAGCACUGAUCGAUGUUGUUUAUUAAUUAUUUCAACAGCAAAGAUGUUUUUGCAUGUACCAAUUAACUAUUCAGGUUGUGAAUUCUAAAUCAUUCUUCCUAACAUAGAACACUCCUUAAGUUCUAAACAUUGCAUUCAUGACUUUCAAGACAUGAAUUUAGAGGUUGGAGCUGCAGAAUUUCCAACUUGAAUCAGGCAGAAAUUUGAGAUAAUGAUUCUUGUAGGCAUUAAAGUAAGCAAGGUUUUAUUCGUCUAGAUAAAAAACAUGACUAGUUACUGUGCCUCACAGACUUUUGUCAUCUGUUAUGAAACCAAUUGUUUUUCCCUAUAUCGCCUCUACCAGUAAAGAUGAUGAAUUUGUCAUUAGCAUAUACAUACUUUGUUAAUUAAUUUCAGAACAGCCUUUCAAAUACUGAGUAUCUAACAUUCAACUUGGGGAGCUGGGGAACAUCUUCAGAAACAAAAGGCAUUAAGGAGUUAUCUCUAGAAAUGUUGUAAGUUAAAGUCAAAAAUAUUCAUAUGGUAAUAUAGUAAUAAUAUUGUUAUUGCUGUUGGAUUACAUAGAGGAUAUUACACGGUGGUGCGAAGAUAUGAAUUUUAUUUUCGAGUGGCAAACAAUAUUUUACGAACAAGCGCAGCGAGUGAGUAAAAUAUUGUUUUUGCCACGAGAAAAUAAAAUUCAUAUCUUCAAGCCGCCGUGUAAAUGUCGUUUUUAAUAUAUAGACAAACAGACAUCUAUAAAAUAAUAGAGGGAAAUGACCGAAAUUACGUCAUCGAUAACUCACGUGUGAGAUGGAAAAUAAACCACUCGGGUCCCGGAUGUAGUUUUUACGAAUUUUACGAGUGGUAUAUUUUCCAGUAAAACACUCGUGUCUAUAUAAUAAAAAAAAUAACUCGCCGUCCCAACUCGGCUAGCCUGCGACGCAGACACUCUAAACCGCCUGGAUAACUAAGCAGUUUGUAUAAAGGGCAUACAGUAGUUGCCGAGUUGUAUAGUAAAUGUAUUAUAGUAGCAGAGGAGGAUCAUUUCCAGGAUUCUCAUUCCUAGUCCCCCGGAGAGACAGAACGAUAAAUCCUGAAAAUUUAUACGAAAGAAUAGAGCCGAUCUUGAUCGAUUCCCUCGUGCAAAUGAGCAUAACAUAUGGCAAUGUCCUUGAAGGUAAAUUCAGCCUAGUUUCUAUAGUUUGAUUCGCAGUUUCCUUUGAUUCAGCAAGUACAAACUUAAGGAAAUCCUGCUUCAACCCUAAAGAGGAUUUUACCUACGACAGCCGCACCAAAGUUGUUUCACCUUGUAAAUGCCACCGACUUUUGCAAAAUUAAAUUUGAAAAAUUUUGCAUGCUUAGACACCCACAAAGCGCAGUUCCUCUCUUCUCAAUACGACUAAGCAGAGUAAAUUUCAGAUCCGUUUACAAACAAAAGUCCUCUGAUUAACACUCUUUCAAAGCCGUGUUAAUUGAAUGAUUUUCUUUGUUUGCCACCUAGCCGAGAUGAGAUCAUGUCAAUGACUGUGUUAAGCUAGAAGCUCUCUCUCUCUCUCUCUCUCUCUGGGGUAAAUCAUGAAAAAGGCCUUCAAAGCGGGGUAUGCUAUUGCUUAAUUUGUUUGUCAUUCCUGAUGGUGCCUGCCGCCUUGUAGGUUAGGAAAAAAUAUCGCUGUCCAUUUUAGUUAGGACGAGAAAGUCGCUGUCGAUUGGCAUAAAUUUCUGUGAUACUCAAUUUCAGAUUUACGGCAGAUAUACAAAAGUCAGGAUAAAGAGCCACAAAAGAACAAAUUUUAUUAUAAACUUUUUGCCGCGGUGAAUGAAAAGUUACGGACAUACAUUCUCGCCGGAGCCCGAAUGGAGAGCUUGAAACCUCACUAGCAAAAAAAAUUCCCGGAGGCUCAAAUACUGAAGGUUAACAUGCAAAUUUAGUAAACAGAUUUGACAUGAUAUAGUAGCCGGCAGAAGUAAAGAUAUACUCGGUACGGAUUCCAAUACUUACCUUUACCUCCACUUUUAAACGCUACCGAUUCAGACUUGGUCAGGCUUCUUGUGCUUUAUCUUGCUCUGAAACAGUUUGUCCGUAUACGACGUCUCCAAACUUAAUGUGAUUGUACCGGUAUAUAGCAUCAUAUAGGAGAUUGUUUACUUAUUGUUCUUGCAUAUUUAAGUCGGUUGCAAGCUUGGAUGACCUUGGAUGUUACGUCACAAGCGCGAAAAAUUUCUCGUCCGCAUUUUUCUACCAUCCGAGCUCCGAUAUUGACUUCAUCGUAACACCUUUUUGUGGAGGAUAGACAAAAGGUUGUUUUCUGUUUCAAGGACUGAAAGUUCCUUUAAAAUGAAAUUAUCACCAGCGGUUACCCCUCGCACCAGCCUGCGUUUCUUGGCUGUGUCAGUGAUGUUCUGUGCUAUUCUGGUUCACAUUUUUGCACUUGAAGAAAAACUGGCGCGAAAACUGCGAGAAGAAGAUGGCGUAUCUGAAGGCACUGAAGUUGGUGAAAAACAAUCAAAGUUGUACCGUGAUCGAAGAACGGUGAAAAAUAACGCGACCCCCAACCUGUCGGACUUUGCAAACCGGCUGAAAGAUCUUGAAGAAAGGUAUGAUCUUAACUCGGCGAUUCGCUGUCUCAUUUCGAGUGCUACAUUUUCUAUCACAUGAGCAAUGUUCAAUGUCGGUUACGUGCCACAAUCCUAAACUCAAACUUCCCUUAAAAUGGUGGAUUUACUAACAUCAUUUACCGUUUUUACUAAGCCACAACAAGAGCGUACGUAUGAUGAUCAGACAAUUUCAAGCGUUGGAGAAAAGGUUUGAGAAAUAAUAAAAUUAACUGCAUUAAUGCUGAUUGCUUAUUCAAAAACUAACAAGUACCUCUGAAAUUGUUACUCCUGAGGCCGAUUGCAUAGGAAACCCGUUUGAUUUCUUGUCUAGCGAGGAAUUUUAUUUUGGUAUGGCAACAUGACAGAUCGCCUGUUUCCCAAAAAAAUAACGGCGAUUCUUGAGGUAGAGAAUUCAGGGGAAAUGCCAAGAAAGUCCCUGUUAUCCAGGCCGGACAAGUAUUAUGGCCGGGACUAAUGGCUGUGCAAUGGAAGAUUUGUGUGGGAAGAGUUUCAUCCAAGUUCUGGCUAACAUCGUUCAGUGUACCUGAGAGUUAUUAAUUGUUGCUUAUCUUUUAGCUAUAAACUGACUUGAUUACAGACUUUCAUAUCAUCGACGCAAUAAUUUCUAGUGCAAAAGAAGCGUAAUAUUAUAAACAGCUGUAAACAGCAAUAAAGGAAAAUACCGCUUAAAAAUUUUUUUGUAAAAUUAAAACAAAGCCGAAUUUGUUCUGAACUGGUGGCUGAUUUUGGGGCUUAAGGCUAUUUCCAUACUAUACAGCUUUUAGUGUGGACGCGAAAAGCUGUUAAGGUUUAUAUAGUAUCAACAGCAACGGCACAGAACUGGAAAGUUCACACGCAUCAAAGCGGUUGACCGAGAGAGGUUGGGAACUAAAUUUCGGCCCCCUAAAUGUUUACUUCCGUCUCAGUAGAUUCCAGUCCUCGCUCCUACUUAAUCACGUCCACAAAGGUCCCUUGCACAACGCCGGUGGCACAUGACCUAUUUGAUAUGUUACGCUCUAUUUUAAAGAUCGGCGCGACAUAGCCUUGCUCCUUUUAUACUGAAAUUGCCCCGAAAUUAUCGUUCUUAUGUGUGCAAAGAAGCCCUACCACGUAUGGUUUUCGUGCCGGCGCCAGAGCCAUCCGGCAUAGUGCGAAAAUGGCGUAAGCCGAUCACGGCGAAAGUCCUUGUUAAACUGUCUCUAAGAUUUUUUAUGGUUGAUCUUUUUUUCAGACUUGAUGGCUUACUGCGAUUAUCUUCUCGACCGGGGGAAUCCUACGGGUCACUUUUGAGCUACCUUCUCGGUAAAAUAUGAUGUUCAAUCCAAUCGAAAGUUUCCUAAAGCAACUAGCGGAUCACAGGCUUUUUGUCCCAAAACACCAGCCUUAAAUAAUAAGUGAUUUUUGAGCUUUAAGUUUGUCAAUGAUUGUUAUAGAGUAUGUAAGCUACGAUAUGGCCAAAAAUCCGUAUUUAAUCCAUUUGGCUGGUAAAUGUGCUGUGAUUUAUGAGUGAUAUCAGGGGCACCCAACGACAAUUAAAGGUCGCCUAGAAUUUUAGGAAGCCUUUUUUCUGGCUGAAAUUUUCGAAAAGGUAAGUUUUGAUCCCUAUAAUUUUCGGAUCACCAGACUUUCAGCUAGGAAAUCCGAACAGAUGAAAAAUUUUUAGGGGAUAAAAAUAUGCUUAUAUCUACCGUUUAAAUGCUAAAAUACGUUUAACAAUGCUAUGUUUAAGUGGUUUUGAACUAUAUUCUCGUUGGGUGUCCCUGUGAUAUCACCGGCGUGUUUGUAUUUCAGGUCAGCAUAUGCAAAACCCUGGAAAGAGACGAGUUGGACCACCCGGACCUCCAGGGAAACAAGGACCGACUGGUGCUCCUGGGAAACAGGGACCGACUGGUGCUAAUGGGAAACAAGGACCUUCUGGUGCUUCUGGAAAACAGGGACUGGUUGGUGCUCCUGGGAAACAGGGACCGGCUGGACCAAAAGGAUCAAAAGGUAAAAAGGGUAAACGACCAAGAGAUCAAGGGAAAAAAUGAAAAUUAUAUAGGCGAAUCUUUGUUUACAUUUUUUGGCUCAUUAGCACGUGCUUUACAUUCUUUGUGAUCAAGCAAUUAAAAUAAACUGUCUGAAUAUCAAACAAGCACAACAAUUUCAGUUAUCUGUGGAAAUUUGAGCCCGAUGCAUCGAAUAGUUUCAGAAAAAUUAUGUAUGAAAAACUCGAAACUUGACAAAGGAUGUAUGGGCUCAUUAACAUUUUUGCCACCCAGCAAUUUCGCAGGUCCAACUCUCUCACUUUUGAACAUCGGUAACGCCUUCUAUGAGUUAACUCGUAUGCUAACAAGCAAACAUGUAACAAUGACGUCAGGAAAGAUUCGCCUAUAACACCAACUUUGAACGUGGUGGCGAGAGCAAAUGAAACCCGUUUUGUAAGUUUAGUUUGUAUGUUCCAGCAAUUAGAAGUUAGCCGGUUGUGAAGAAAACUGUUAAAUUAGCAUCUCAGUUAUUUUCUGACAGAGUAUCCUUUUACAGCUCUUGCAGUUAAUGAUCAUGGAGGGUCUUAAUGCAAGCCGGCCAAUUUUCAACCCCUACACGCGUGAAAUUCAAUGAGGAUUAUAAGGACCCCAUACUCGGGGAAAAACACUUUUAUCGAUUCCACUUUUGAGUACUAAAAUAAGUCAUAGAGCUGGGACCAAGCGCUUUGACUCAUUUGAUACUUUUUAGGGGAACAAGGAAAACCAGGUACCAACAAGCCAUUCCCAGGCCCCCCUGGUCCAAAAGGAGAGCAGGGAGCAGUUGGGAAGACUGGAGCCCAGGGACCACAGGGUGCCAAAGGAGAAAGGGCACAGGAUGGAGCUGGAAAUUCAGGGGUGAAGUACAUUCGCUGGGGGAGGACCACGUGUCCUAGUGGUGCGCAGAUAGUUUAUAAAGGUAAACGAAAAGGAGCUUUAGUAUACCUAAUAGUUACUAUAUUUACUCCCAUGAUUCUAAAGACAGAAAGAGUGAUGAACUGAAAAUUUUUAUGCCACGUGUUGAUCAUUAUCUAAAAGUGACAAUUAUGACUAAAUUUUUGCCUAAAAAUGUUACAGCCAUUUGUAGUUAGUGGUCUUCGUGUUUCAAGCAAUCUGAUUAGUUCGCUCUGUCUUUGACUAUCCAGCAAUUUUCACCUCCUAGCGAUAUUGCAUAUGAGCUAGGUAUUUUGCCAAUGUUCUGAGUAAGAACUAGUCAACAGAAUCCUAGGGUUGAUGUUUUUGAAGGUAAGAAAGGAUUUCAAACUAGUUUAACCGCGUUUUCCGAUUUACUUUGGCAGGGUGUUUUUCGUUUGCAACAACAGUUCACUCGGGUAGAAGAUGCCAUUUUGUUAACUCAGCAUUUCCUUAACACAAGAGGAAUUCAGUUUACUAGAAAUCAAAGUUAAUUUAUGACAAAAGAAAGUGAAAGCAAAUGUUCGCGAAAAUUCUUCUUUUCAAAUACCCAGGACAGAGAAACGACGCCUCGCCUUCCUCAACCGCUAGCCGCCAUUUCAUACACUUGCGAAGAACGGAACAGGAAACCUUUUUGAGCUAUUUUGAAAAUUAAUAGCUCAUAUCUCAGGGGUCUAAGCGUAUGUAUCUUCGUGGCUUUGUGCGUGCUGCUUCGAGACAUUUGUGACCUAAUUCAGUUAUCGCGAACGUGCAACGCACGAAUUUCAUAGUUUAUGAGUUCUGUUUCACCUGCUUCAAGGUAGGGUAUAAACGAUCGUAUAUUUUUCAAAGUUCUUCCAUUGACACAAUAAUUGAUGUAAUAUAUCAAACAUGAGACGCAGUGUUUCAUCACCAGAUGAAACACCGAGAAGAGAGUUGAAAAUACGACGCGCAAAACAAAAUCAUUUUUGAAGGAGAAAUUAAGGAUGCAAAAAUGAGCAGUUUUUCAUCUGAUAUCCAAACACUCAUUAAACAUUAAUUUCCUUUGAAUUUUCUUUAUGAAUUAUUAAUGAGUUUGAGAAAUUUAGAUCAUGGACUUUAAUUCGAAAGCAUAUGGCCUAUAAAUUGUGGUUUUAGAGGUUUUUGUCUGGUAGCUUAUAUUUUUGAAGCUGUACCGAGUAAGUUAAUCCUGCCAUAAACAAAGUUCAUUCCGUCUUGCUUACAAAGUUCAACAGACCUUUUUCUUUCCAAAAAAAUAAACAUGAAUCAAGUGAACAACAUGAUACAUGCUUUCUGCUUAAGAGUGAUUAUAGUUAUUCAAACGAAUUUUUUGACUUCGGCGGAGCGCGAAGCAAAGGACUCGCGACGCUCAGGAAUGUACUAUCAAAGACAAUAUUGGGCACGCAAAGACUGUAGGUUUUCGGUUUUAUUCGGCUGUUUAUACGAAGUGAGAGCCGAAUUAGUUCGAGAUAUCUCGAGGUCAUUUCGAUUUCUUUGAUUUAUUCUUUAACUUAUUCGAGGAAGAAAGAAUUAUUAUUUUGGCUUUCCCGGGGUUUGAACCGACUCACCUGUGUGACCCGUCAGAUCAGAGGAGACUCUAAGUUGAGGGAUUAGCCGAUUUCGCUACUGCGACCCAAGGAAGUUAAAGAUAUGAAAAAUAGCUAUGAAAUUAUGCACUAGGUUUCGGAGAUUGGGCGCGCAAGUUCGUGACUUUUCGGCUUGUUUCGGCUAUUUCACGAAAUGAGACCGGACUAGUUCGUGAUAUCUUGAGAUCACUUCGAGUUGAGUCUUUAAUUUACUCGAGGAAUAAAUAGAAGAUAUUACAUGGCCGCGCAGAGACACGAAAUUUCUCUACGACUGUUGAAAAACAUUUCACGAGUGAGCGCUCCUGUCGAACUGUUUUAUGAUGAAUUUAAAGUUACAAAAUGCUGCACAAAGACGUUUUGUUUUUGUUGAGUGUUAGUAAUAAAAUUGCUUUGAUGCGUUGCGUGACUUUCUCGAACGUUCCCUGCGUUUUUGGAUUAUUCAUAAAUAAUUAAUUAGGACAUGUUUACAUUUCAGCAUGAGUCAGCAGAUUUGCAUCAGUUACUGAAAUCCUAAAAUAUGUCGAAAAGUUACUACUAUUCGCCUGUUUAGUAUUUUCUAGAACCUUAUGUCAAACGGUAUACAAGUUCCAAGUGAGUUCUUUUGACGAACUAAGUUUUUUCCCACGAGCUGGAGUGCUGUGUUUAGUCAAGUGUGACGAAGGUCGAUUUUCAAGUUCUCGGCAAUCCCUACGUUUGGGGAGUUGAUAAUCAUAUUCAUAGUAGUUUUUAACAAUUUGGUUAUUUUGCACCAGAUUUCCGAAGGUAAGACACAGAAAAGUGAAUCUGUAGUAUGAGGAUCGACUUAGCUGUGCGCAGCGGUUCGUGUUUUCAUUAAUGUACAGCAAUAACCAAAAAAUAGUCUUAAUUUAGGGUUCAAACAGAAGAUUGUCGUCACAGUUACGCUGAAGCAUUCAAAAUAGCUCAUGCACGUAAAACGUGCCUAUGUCAAUUAACUUGGCGAGUUGAUAGAAGACUGAGAAAACAGUACCAACGUCGAUUUCAAAGAACAACUGUUGAUAAAUCUUUUCCUUGUAUCAGGUAUAGUAGGCGGAGAAGGCUACGCUCACCAUGGUGGUGGAGCGAACUACCUCUGCCUUCCCCACAAUCCAAGGUAUGACAAGUACACAGAUGGCCAUCAGUACGCCGGAUACGUGUACGGUACUGAAUAUGAAGUGAGUCAGUACAGCGGUAACCCUUUUAAGAGAAAUCUUCACGAUCAUGAAGCACCAUGCGUUAAGUGUUGUCUGCUUCGUCAAGUCACGUGGCUCGAUGCUGAUGAUGCCUGCUAG
This is a messenger RNA of Porites evermanni, 26384 nucleotides long. NCBI's taxonomy places the organism in Eukaryota, Metazoa, Cnidaria, Anthozoa, Scleractinia, Poritidae. The record is from the annotation of a GenBank genome assembly.